UCCAUACUCUCAGUCUCUCACUGCUACUCUAUCGGUCAAACGAUCUACUAGUUGUGAAUUUCGCCAUCUCCAAACCACCCACCACUUUUACUUCUUUUUCUUAUUCAAUUUUCUUCCCUCCAAUUCACUCCUCACAUAUACACACAGGUUAUUGCUCUUAGAGUUUGCUUAAAAUGAGGCAGAGGCGUGAAACUGCUUCAGCAGUAUCUAAAGGGUCAAGCAGUGGUGAAGCAACUGAGAAGUCUACUAAUGAUGCUGAAAUCCUCACCGAUUUUCAUGUUGGAAACCCAAGGAGGUCUUCUUUUGUGUGGCUGGCUUUGUUCCUGAUUAUCACUUAUUGCUGUUCAGCCAUUUAUGAUUACCAGUUUCAGAGCAUGCCUCUGCCUCUUACUGCAGAAGAGGCUGGCAAGAGGGGUUUCUCGGAGAUUGAAGCUUUCAAGCAUGUCAAGGCCUUGACUGAGGUGGGCCCUCAUCCUGUCGGUUCUGAAGCUCUGCAUCUUGCCCUGCAGUAUGUUUUGACAGCAUGUGAAAAUAUUAAGAAAACAGCUCACUGGGAGGUGGAUGUUGAAGUGGAUCUUUUUCAUGCAAAGUCUGGUGCAAAUCGUCUGGUCAGUGGCUUAUUUACAGGGAAAACACUUGUUUAUUCGGAUCUGAAUCAUGUCGUAGUAAGAAUCUUGCCAAAAUAUAUAUCUGAAGCAAGAGAGCAUACUAUUCUGGUCUCUUCUCAUAUUGAUACUGUUUUUUCAACAGAAGGGGCUGGAGAUUGCAGUUCAUGUGUGGGUGUUAUGCUGGAACUUGCUCGUGGAAUUUCUCAGUGGGCUCAUGGAUUGAAGAAAGCUGUUAUAUUCUUAUUUAAUACUGGCGAGGAGGAGGGUCUUAAUGGUGCUCAUAGCUUCAUAACCCAGCAUCCUUGGAGUAAAACUGUUGGUAUGGCUAUUGAUCUGGAGGCUAUGGGCGUUGGAGGGAAGUCUAGUAUUUUUCAGGCUGGUCCUCAUCCAUGGGCUAUUGAGAACUUUGCUUUAGUAGCAAAAUAUCCAUCUGGUCAAAGUAUCGCACAGGAUCUUUUUUCUUCGGGGGCCAUAAAAUCUGCCACAGAUUUCCAAGUGUACAAAGAGGUUGCAGGCCUUUCUGGGCUUGAUUUUGCAUAUCUAGAUAAUACUGCUGUAUAUCAUACCAAGAAUGACAAAUUAGAGCUUCUGAAGAAAGGAUCUCUUCAACAUCUGGGGGAAAAUAUGCUUGCUUUCCUGCUUCAUAUUGGUGCAUCUUCACAUUUUCCCGAAGUCAAUUCAACAGAAGCAGGGGAAGAUAUGAGCAAUAACAAUGCUAUAUAUUUUGACAUUUUGGGAACUUAUAUGGUUGUAUACCGUCAAAAGUUUGCUAAUAUGCUCCACAAUUCAGUGAUAAUGCAGUCACUUCUAAUAUGGACUACAUCAUUGGUAAUGGGUGGUACACCGGCUGCAGCUUCGUUGGCCUUGUCGUGUUUGAGUGUUCUCCUUAUGUGGGUGUUUGCCUUAAGUUUCUCCUUCCUUGUUGCUUUUCUUCUACCUUUGAUAUCUUCAUCACCAGUUCCGUAUGUUUCAAGCCCGUGGUUAGUGGUUGGAUUAUUUGGUGCACCAGCUUUUCUUGGAGCAUUGACUGGUCAACAUUUGGGUUAUCUUCUACUUAAGAAAUAUCUUAUGAAUGUACAAUCAAAGAGAAGGCAAUUGCCCCCUAUUAUUCAAGCUGACGUUGUCAAUUUGGAGGCUGAAAGAUGGCUCUAUAAAGCUGGAUCCUUUCAGUGGCUUAUUCUUCUCACUUUGGGAAACUAUUUCAAAAUUGGGUCUUCUUACUUGGCUCUUGUUUGGUUAGUUUCUCCGGCAUUUGCAUAUGGCUUUUUUGAAGCUACGCUAUCCCCAGGCAGGUUACCAAAGCCGCUCAAACUGGCAACCCUUAUUCUAGGGUUAGCCACACCAAUUUUAAUUUCUGCUGGCACUUUUAUUCGGCUGGCUGCUACCAUCAUAGGGGGUAUGGUUCGACUUGAUAGGAAUCCUGGUAGUACUCCUGAAUGGCUGGGAAAUUUUGUGAUUGCUGCCUUUAUUGCUGUUCUCUUGUCUUUGACCUUUGUGUAUCUUCUUUCAUAUGUCCAUCUUUCAGGUGCGAAAAGGGCAAUCAUCCUAGCUACUUUGGUGCUGUUUAGUUUGUCACUUGCAAUUGUAUUAUCAGGUGUUGUUCCACCAUUUUCUGAAGACACUGCCAGAGCUGUGAAUGUUGUACAUGUUGUGGAUGCAACAGGAAGACUUGAUGAAAGGCAGAAUCCUGUAUCAUAUGUAUCUUUAUCUUCUACUACUCCUGGAAAUUUGAACAAGGAGGUAGAACAGAUUAAUGAAGGUUUUGUAUGUGGUAAAGACAAAACAGUUGAUUUUGUGUCUUUCUCGGUCAAAUAUGGUUGUUGGACCUAUAAGGACACUGUAAGUGGCUGGAGCAACACAGAUAUUCCUACAAUGCAUGUCGAAAGCGAUGCUAAAGGAAAUGGAAGAAUUACACAAGUUUCAAUCAAUACAAAGGGUUCUAUCCGUUGGGUUCUUGCAAUCAAUACAGAAGAAAUAGAAGAUUUCCAGUUUAAAGAUGCAAGGAACUCUGAAGAAUUAAUUUCAGUUGACAAAAAGAGUAGUGUGGAUGGUUGGCACAUGAUUCAGUUUUCUGGUGGAAAGAAUGCACCAACAUUGUUUGAUCUGACUCUUUACUGGAGGUCAGGUUCAACUCAUAACACUGAUAGUCCUCUUCUGAAACUUAGGACUGAUGUGAACAGAUUAACACCAAUAACUGAACGAGUUCUUAAGAAGCUUCCUCUUUGGUGUUCUUUGUUUGGCAAGUCUACCUCUCCUCAAACCUUGGCUUUCUUGACAAAUCUUCCUGUUAAUUUUUAGGUACUUUAACUGUAUCCUUGAUUUCUAGAUGGAGUUAUGACCAAAACUGUGACAUGUUUUUUUUGGAAAUAUUCCAAUCGGUUCAUCGCUUCGCAACUAAUCCGAUUCGGGGCAAGUUCAUGAUUAAGGCUUUAAACCCUUCCCAAAACUGUGACAUGUUAAACAAUCUUUUAGUAUAAGCAGUCAAUAUCAUAGGGGUUCUGAUUCUUUAAUACCAUUUUUGUCCUGCUUCUUGUAAAAUUCAAGUAUAUUUAAUUGUCGAUGAUCAUGUGUUUAACGCCUUUAAUUAUGGGAUGAAAUAGAAU
Molecule: messenger RNA, 3211 nt
Organism: Gastrolobium bilobum
Lineage: Eukaryota; Viridiplantae; Streptophyta; Magnoliopsida; Fabales; Fabaceae
Exons: 14
Coding region: 174-2906 (910 amino acids)
Biological process (GO): proteolysis
Molecular function (GO): metalloexopeptidase activity
Source: RefSeq, a predicted model, not a curated record